Lichtheimia ornata is the source of this 2268-nucleotide messenger RNA. RefSeq lists its product as uncharacterized. Lineage: Eukaryota; Fungi; Mucoromycota; Mucoromycetes; Mucorales; Lichtheimiaceae. The transcript has 12 exons. Gene Ontology annotation, molecular function: protein binding; ubiquitin protein ligase activity. Gene Ontology annotation, biological process: proteasome-mediated ubiquitin-dependent protein catabolic process. The record is from RefSeq and is a predicted model, not a curated record. Bases 1 to 2268 code for a protein of 755 amino acids.
AUGGAUCUGCGAUCGUUUGAUCUAGCCUCGACCGACAAUUACAACUCAAGAAUGUCUCUUACGGAGGAUGAACCACCUGGAGAUGCACGUGUAACGCCUAAUAUCAGCAACCCUCCACCACGCCUUGUACGCCGGCAUACCGAUAUCAUCCGUGAGAAUGCAAAUCGUCGCUCUCGUUUCUAUGAUCAAUCAUCAUCAUCAAAUACCCCCAAUCAAUUGCGAAACGCGUCGUCAUCAUCUUUGGCAUCCAACAGUAUCAACAGCUGGCGUCGUUUUUCGUCAUCUAUUGCUCGUUUUUGGACGCGAUCGGAUUAUGAGGAUAACGACGAUGUCAGCAGCGUCAAGAGCAUUGUAUCUACAACACCCUCCAUUCCACGUACCAAUAGUGAUUGUCGUAUUGAAGAUGAGAGUGAUCCCGAAAACUUGCUAUGCCCCAUUUGUACAGAUUUGUUGACAGAGGUAGUGGUAACCACAUGUGGCCACACUUUUUGUAAUCAGUGUAUUGCUCAACACAUGACACGUGCAUCCGAUUGCCCAAUGUGCCUCAACAAAGUGGUCGAGCAAUAUCGUGAAGAUAAACGACGACGCGAUCGAAGAAUCAGGACCUCCCAAGUGGAUACCAAACGCAAACGUGCGCGUGCUCUCAAUGAAAUCUUGAAGACGGUCCCGUAUAAAGAAAUCAUGGAAACCAUCACCCCACUCCUCGAGAAGAAGAAGCAAGAAGAAUUUGAUCAAAAGGUGGCCGAAGAUGUCUUAUUGGAGGCGUUUCUAGAGCAACUCAAGGAGAGGCACAAAAACAGCAUUGCCGACUUGGAAGCAAAGGUGCGUUUCAUUGAAGACGACCUGAAUCAAGUGCAAGGGAAACUUGGCGACAAUGCUGCAGUGGUCAGCAGCAGUGACAAGGAGGGCAUGUCAACAAGAACCAUUGGUGAUGAUAGCGAUGCAACGGUUGCAAAGACAAGUGUUACACCACAUCCAAAUGGGAAAAAGCGCAAAGUUCAGGAAAUGCUUGGUUUGAUCCCGCGUGAGGAUGAGAAUGAGGAUGAAGCCAAAGUCAAACGACAACGCAUCUAUGAUCGAUUCAAGGAUCUUCAAGACUUGUAUAUUGGUGACUCGUGUACAACGAUGGGUAGCACCGAAGCUCAACGCGACAACCUCAAGCACAUUUCGUCAUUGUUAUACCAAACAACGCGCUUCAGCACUUUUCGUGUACUGGAUACCAUGUUCCACAGCGACCAAUCCGCCAGCUCUUCCAUCAUAUCCUCGAUCGAAUUUGACAGGGAUGAUGAAUACUUUGCUAUUGGCGGCGUCUCUCGUGACAUCAAGAUCUUUGACUAUAGCAUGUUGGCUGACACCAUUGCUGCCAAUGACACUGUAUCGGAUACUGGAAACGAGUGGCCACGUGGUAACCGAUCAACACGAGGAACGGGAUUCAUUGGCGAUUUUCGACCCUCUCAGCUGGUUCAUUGCCCUGUACGCGUGAUCCCUGCAGGAAACAAACUAAGCUGCCUCUCAUGGAACAUGUACAUCAAGGCUCAUCUUGCAAGCUCAGACUAUGAAGGCACCAUUCGUCUUUGGGAUGCCAAUGAAGGAACGUGUAUUCGCAGCUUUUGUGAACAUGAGCGACGUGCUUGGAGUGUGGAUAUUUGCGCAGCCAAUCCUACCUAUCUUGCUUCAGGCAGCGAUGAUGCUAGUGUCAAGGUCUGGUCAACGACUAUGCGUCAAUCAGUGAUGACUUUACGCCAUGGUGGCAACGUGUGCUGUGCUAAAUUUGCUCCCAAUGUGGCAAACUAUCUUGCUGUUGGCACCGCAGAUCAUGUCGUCACCUACUACGAUUUACGUUUCGCAGCUGAGCCUGUACAUUAUUACCAAGGUCACAAGAAAGCGGUUUCGUACGUGAGAUGGUUGGAUGACAACACCAUUGUCUCCGCGUCUACUGAUAACAGCCUUCGUCGAUGGAACACGCUCACCAAUGAAAGUACCAUGUCGUAUACGGGUCAUAGCAACGAAAAGAACUUUGUGGGGCUCUCUGUGCAUGGUGAUUGGAUAUCUUGUGGCAGUGAGGAUAAUUGCGUCUACGCCUAUCACAAGGAUUGCAAGACACCAGUGGCAAGCUUCAAAUUCCCAUCAACCGCCAAUCCACUCGAGCCUUCUGUCGAUGAUGGAUACAGGGCGUUUGUUAGCUCAUCAUGUUGGAAGAGUGGCACAAACACGUUACUGGCAGCCAACAGCAAAGGUGUUAUCAAAGUACUUACAUUGGACAGAUAA